AUGAGGGUUGAGGAAUUGAUUAUUGAUGGAUUUAAGUCCUAUGCUACUAGAACCGUGAUAUCAGAUUGGGAUCGUCAAUUUAACGCUAUUACGGGUCUCAAUGGUUCAGGUAAAUCUAAUAUUUUGGAUGCUAUAUGCUUUGUUUUGGGUAUUACUUCCAUGGCAACUGUUAGGGCGCAAAACUUACAAGAUUUGAUCUAUAAAAGGGGUCAGGCUGGUGUUGUGAAGGCCAGUGUGACUAUAGUAUUCGAUAACACUGAUGUGGCAGGCUCUCCAAUUGGGUUUGAGAGUUACCCCAAAAUCUCGGUGACUCGGCAGAUCGCCCUUGGUGGAACCAGCAAGUACCUUAUCAAUGGACAUAGGGCGCAACAGCAAACAGUGCUUCAUCUAUUCCAGUCGGUACAAUUGAAUAUUAACAAUCCGAACUUCCUUAUUAUGCAGGGAAAGAUUACUAAACUGCUGAACAUGAAGCCAACUGAAAUCUUGUCGUUGAUCGAGGAAGCUGCAGGUACCAGGAUGUUUGAGGAUAUGAAGGAAAAGGCUAUGCGUAUCAUGGCCAAGAAGGAAACCAAGUUACAAGAGAAUAGGACUUUGCUGGAAGAGGAAAUUAAGCCUAAGCUUAAUAAAUUUAGGAAUGAGGAGAGAGCCUUCAUAGAGUUUCAAGAAACACAAAAUGAACUGGAAAAGUUACUGCAAGUAGUCAGCGCUUACGAUUACCGUUCUCUGGUUACGAAGAAUGCAUCAACUCAGGAAGUUUUGGAGCAGAAUGCUCAGCGAACUGAGGAGCUUCAAAUUGAAAUAGAAAGGUACAAAAGUGAAAUUAAUAGCUUAAACGAAGAUUUCGCUGCAAUAAAGAAACAAAAAGAGCUUGAGUUCUUGAAGGAUGGAGCGGUAUCCACCUUGGAAAAGCACCUAAAUGAGUUAUCUACCGAACUUUCAAGGUUAUCCACCAAUAUUUCAAUAGCACAGGAUGACUUGAAGGAGGAAGAAACCAACGUAUUAGCCAUCAAAAAAGCAUUAGAAGUUUCUAGAGCUCAAUUGGAGUCGAAAUCGAAGGAAUAUAACAUGGUUGAGAAAGACUAUAACGAAUUAAGCGUCACUAUUGAAAGCCUAAAAUCUUUAUAUGCAGAUAAAGAGGAGCUUUUAUCCUCAUUAGCAACAGGCCUCUCCUCCAAAGGGUCUUUUGAUGGUGGUUAUAAUGCACAAUUAUCCUUGACUAAAUCGAAAAUAAACGAUGCACAGGUUUCAAUUAAGCAAUCUCAUAUGCGAAUAAAUAUGCUAGAAAAGGAAUUGGCAAGUAAUGAGCCAUUACUCCUGCGUGCAAAGAAGGACAACGCUGAGAAACAUGUUCAGUUAGAAGAUAGUAAGAAAAAGAAGAGAGAGCUUGAAUCAAAAUUAGAGGCAUCUGGCUUUAAUCCAAAGGUAAUAUAUGAAUUAAAAAAUAAAGAAACACAGUUAAACAAGGAACUCUAUGAGCUUACGGCUGAUGCUGAGCGUUUAAAAAGGAAAGUAGCUAACCUUGAAUUUAAUUAUUCGAAGUCGGCAGUAACAUUUGAUCCAAAAUGUGUGAAAGGCCUAGCAGCUCAGGUUUUUACUCUUGAAAAGGAAAACUUUGGAAGUGCCAAUGCACUUCAAGUUUGCGCUGGGGGACGAUUAUUUAAUGUUAUAGUGGAUACAGAACAUACAGCGUCUGAACUGCUAGAAAAAGGCGGGUUACGGAAGAGGGUUACUAUCAUACCAUUGAAUAAAAUUUCAACAAGAGUAAUUGGACCCAGUACGUUGGAAAAGGCUAAACAGCUUUCCCCAGGGAACGUAGAAUUAGCCUUGGAUUUAAUCGUUUACGAACCGGAAGUUUCAAAAGCUAUGGAGUAUAUCUUCGGUAACAGUUUGAUAUGUAAACAUGCUGAGACUGCCAAAAUGGUUACCUUUAACCCUCAAAUAAGAGCGCGCAGCAUCACACUCGACGGAGAUAUUUACGAUCCGGAAGGUACUUUAUCUGGAGGUAGCAGAGGUGGGACAAAUUCAUUUUUGAUUGAUAUUCAAACGUUCAAUGAAGCAUCUAGAAAGAUCAAAACUAUAGAAAAAGAGCUAGAACAUAUACAUUCGCAACAAGUCGAGUACGAAAAUGCGUCGAAAGUUACUAGAUCCUUGCAGAAUGAACUACGACUUGUUGAACAUAAGUUGCAGUUAGAAGAAAAAGCCAUUUCCUCCAAUCCCUCCGUUGAGCUAUUACGAAAAAACGAAGAAAUGCAACGGGAGAUUACUUCUUGUGCUGAGUCGAUUACAUGUAGUGAACAUCAAAUUGUGGAGCUACAAGCACAAUUAGUCAAUAUUCAGAAGGAUAUGGAAGAGUUUAAUGCAGAUAAAGGAGUUAAGCUUCAGCAAUUACAACAGCAACUAACAUCGUUAGGCGAAGAAAUUAAGCAUAAAGAAGAAGAAAACGAAAAAAAGUACGACUUAUAUCAAAGUUUGCAAAUGGAGACUGAUCAAUUGCAAAAUGAUAUUAAUAGUUUGGGUGAAGAAGUCAUUGAAAAGGAAUCUCAAAUAAAAACGCUUCAUACCAACCUAAAAUUACUUCGCGAGUCAUUUUCCCAAAAAAGCUCAGAGAUGGAAACUGUCAAGCAGGACUUAACUGAAGCGAGGAAUCGCUUAAUAGAAAUGUAUGCUGAGAUGAAGGAAAUGGAGUCACUACUUAAGAAAAAGAACUCAAAUCUUACAAAAAACGAACUUGAGGUGCAAAAACUAUCUCACGAAAUUAUUAAGCUCACAAGUGCUAAAGAUGUCUACCAACAGCAGCUUCAAGAAUUAACUGAAGAACACAAAUGGCUUGAAGAUGAUAUAAUGGUUUCAAACAUCAUUAACCAAAAUACUGACGCAAAUUUAAACGAAUACCGUGAAAGGGUUAAAAUAUUGGAAGAAAAGUUUCAAGGAAUGAAGCGUAAAGUGAAUCCUAAUGUUAUGAGCAUAAUAGAGAGUGUAGAGAAGGAAGAAAGAAAGUUGCAGAAGAUGAUUGACACUAUUGAAGAGGAUAAAAAUAAAAUUAUAGAAACAAUGAAGAAAUUAAAUGGAUACAAACGCGAAACGCUGAUGAAGACCUGGCAAAAGGUUAACGUCGACUUUGGGAAUAUUUUUGCUGAUCUUUUGCCUAAAUCAUUUGCAAAGCUGGUGCCAGUAGAAGGGAGUGAUAUCAGUGCAGGUUUGGAAGUGAAAGUUAAACUUGGGAGCAUAUGGAAGGAGAGUUUGGUAGAACUUUCUGGUGGACAAAGAUCUCUGAUCGCUUUAUCUUUAAUACUGGCUCUAUUACAGUUUAAACCAGCUCCUAUGUAUAUUUUGGAUGAGGUUGAUGCUGCUCUUGACUUAAGUCAUACACAAAAUAUUGGGCACCUGAUCAAGACAAGGUUCAAAGGUUCUCAAUUUAUUGUUGUAUCACUAAAAGAAGGUAUGUUUACGAAUGCUAAUAGAAUAUUUAGAACAAGAUUUCAAGAGGGUACAUCAGUGGUAAGCAUAAUGUAA
Eremothecium sinecaudum is the source of this 3513-nucleotide messenger RNA. RefSeq names its product condensin subunit SMC2 (gene SMC2). Gene Ontology annotation, cellular component: chromosome. The record is from RefSeq and is a predicted model, not a curated record. The coding region runs from base 1 to 3513 and encodes 1170 amino acids. Gene Ontology annotation, biological process: chromosome organization. Lineage: Eukaryota; Fungi; Ascomycota; Saccharomycetes; Saccharomycetales; Saccharomycetaceae. The transcript has a single exon. Gene Ontology annotation, molecular function: protein binding; ATP hydrolysis activity; ATP binding.